Molecule: messenger RNA, 2486 nt
Organism: Gorilla gorilla gorilla (western lowland gorilla)
Lineage: Eukaryota; Metazoa; Chordata; Mammalia; Primates; Hominidae
Gene: HES3
Product: hes family bHLH transcription factor 3
Exons: 4
Coding region: 150-764 (204 amino acids)
Molecular function (GO): protein dimerization activity
Source: RefSeq, a predicted model, not a curated record
CUAUGGGAGGGGGCUGAGGGAAGGAGGUGGGGAGCUUCCCAGUGCGUCCUCCCUCGGUCCCCUCCUCCUCAAGGUUUCUAGAGUCCAGAGGGCCUCAUUGACAUGUAAACAAGGGUCCCUAUAAAGGCGGCGCUGCCUCGCACUGGUGCAUGGACUGCAACAUGGGCACGGAGCCUGCUGCCCGGGGCAGCCUCCCCGGCAACUUCCGAAAGAUUUCCAAGCCGCUGAUGGAGAAAAAGCGCCGCGCACGCAUCAAUGUGUCACUGGAGCAGCUCAAGUCGCUGCUGGAGAAACACUACUCGCACCAGAUCCGGAAGCGCAAGUUGGAGAAGGCCGACAUCCUGGAGUUGAGCGUGAAGUACAUGAGAAGCCUUCAGAACUCCUUGCAAGGGCUCUGGCCUGUGCCCAGGGGAGCCGAGCACCCGUCGGGCUUCCGCAGCUGCCUGCCCGGCGUGAGCCAGCUCCUUCGGCGCGGAGAUGAGGUCGGCAGCGGCCUGCGCUGCCCCCUGGUGCCCGAGAGCGCCGCCGGCAGCACCAUGGACAGCGCCGGGUUGGGCCAGGAGGCGCCCGCGCUGUUCCGCCCUUGCACCCCCGCCGUCUGGGCUCCUGCUCCGGCCGCCGGCGGCCCGCGGUCCCCACCACCCCUGCUCCUCCUCCCCGAAAGUCUCCCUGGCUCGUCCGCCAGCGUCCCCCCGCCGCAGCCAGCGUCGAGUCGCUGCGCCGAGAGUCCCGGGCUGGGCCUGGGCGUGUGGCGGCCCUGGUGAAGCCCCGGGGAUGGCCUGAACUGAAGGCGCUCCCUAUUUGGUCUCGCGACACAGGGACUAUUUUCAGCACGCCCACAGUGACUGCCAGGACCCCCCAGUCGUCCGUUCUGGUCGUGGGGCGGGGGUGGCUUGGAGAGGGCCGCGCACCCCGCAAGCGCGGGGAAAUACCCCCAGCCCUGCCGGACUGGGUCUGCGCGUCUGGGCAUAAUCCACCCCCACUCUAGCUCCACCUACACAUGCCGGACCGCUCGCUCUCCGCCCAUCCUCCGGAGGGGCUGGGAGGGGGUGUCCUGGGCUGCGCCCCUUUCCCAGGGACCCCUGGCGGGCAACCCGCCCGCCCCCACCCCCGCCCGGUUGCCGCGCAGCAGUGGGAAUGUCGCAGUUGGCAACAGCGCAGAGCUGACCCCUCGCAGCGAGGAGAAUCGCUGCCCCGCCCCGGACCAUUCAGCGGACCGCGGGCGCCCGGUUCCCACCGGCACAAAGCGCGCCUGGCCCCGCCCCGCCGGCAAGGGGCCCCCAGCCUCCCCUAACCCGGGAUCCUCUUGGCUUCCAACGACCUCCUUCGCAAGCGGUGCUGCCCACCGGGCUGGCGCAUUCCCCGAGGCCCACCCUUCUCAGAAACCCCGCCCCUAAGAUGCACCGCCCCACCCGGACGCCCCGCCCACGCGGUUCCUGGAAGGGACCCAUUGCUUGGUGGCACCAGCUUGAAGGCUGCAAAAGUGAACCCGGUGCCUCUCGUGGGAGAGGGGAACGCCUUCCGCUCGACAAAGACCCUGGCCCACAUUCCAAGCCCGGACCCCGUAGACCCCGCAGCUCCAGAUCCCUAGGGCUGCCGGAGAAUCCAAUCCCUGGACGGCUCUCGGAGCGCGCUGAGCCACUUUAUUGGUCCAUAAUGAGGUCACUGCUGCGCACGGACAUCGGUGGUGGGAGGCUCUCAAGUCAGAUUUUCUUCCCCUGGGCUUCUGGCCCAGGAGUCCGGGCCAGCGAGGGGCAGCUUGGGUUGUGGGGUCAGAGAUCCUGGCACCCUCUCCCGACACCUUGUAAUUCAGAAUAAAGCCAGCGCGAAUCUGUGAAGUCGGUAUCAAGAGGACACCAGAGGUCUAAUGUCUCCCACCCCUGCGAUGCCUAGUUAGGUGCAUCUUUUGUAACCACAAAUAUCAACUUUCUACAGAAGCUCUUCUCUUUUUGGGCGGCCCUGACCUGCAGGGCACUAAACCCGUCCUGGUCCAAACGCGUGGAGAAGGACCCACGGUCCUUCAAAAACCCAGCUCCACUGUCGCACCUAAUGGGCUCGCUGGAGCUGGGGCGAGGGUGGGAGUCCCGGCUGUCGCCGUCCAGGGUGGCCUCUCUGGUCUGUGCUUCCCGCGGUGUGGGGUGGGGUAGAGGCCAGGACAAAUCCCUCUGCAGUCCACCAGGUGGCGGUGUUGCACUGCAGACCCAAAGGUCCUUCCUCCAAACUCCAGGGCGGGCGCGCGGGGGGACACGGGCUCGACAAGUCCCAAGCAGCUUAGGCCCAGCUCCUAUUGCCCUGCCCUGUUCUCUCUCUUCAGUCAAGCUCACGGUGACUAGCAGCCCCAGGUGCCAACCCUGGGGCAGGGGUUGCCACCUGGGCUAAUAGGGCCUUUCCUCCACUGGUGGGCUGUGGAGCCCACCCCACUGCUUCAUCCUGUUGCUACUCCAGGACCAUCUCACUCCUCACUCGCUGGUGGGACCCGAGCAUUU